Meloidogyne enterolobii is the source of this 425-nucleotide messenger RNA. NCBI's taxonomy places the organism in Eukaryota, Metazoa, Nematoda, Chromadorea, Rhabditida, Meloidogynidae. The record is from the annotation of a GenBank genome assembly.
AUGAAUGUUGACGGCAAAUUCUGGAGAACGUUUUCUCGUGAAGAUUUGAGUGAUGUUGAGCAACUGGACUUUUCUUAUGCUAUCAAAAUAAGCUCUGUUAGAUUGUGCCGACAAGAUAUAGAAACAACUACACCUGAGAUACCAACAACCCCAACACCUCCUCCAAAUUGUCCUAAUGAAAUUCUAAUAACUAACGUGUCAAUUGGAAACGUUAAUCUUCUUAACUAUGGAUUUGGAAUUGGGUUUACUGAAGGCAAGAGUAUUAUUAUGACUGGAAAAUUACUAAAUGGUGGAAGUUGUAUUAAACUGGGAACUGCUGGUGUGCUUUUGGUAACUGCUGAUGCUGUCUUCCAUCUUAGUCCAGACAAUAAUAAAAAACAAGUAAAUAAAAUAGUUAUACAUAUUUGAGUGAAUAAUAAAUUAUU